Molecule: messenger RNA, 981 nt
Organism: Salpingoeca rosetta
Lineage: Eukaryota; Choanoflagellata; Craspedida; Salpingoecidae
Exons: 4
Coding region: 110-352 (80 amino acids)
Source: RefSeq, a predicted model, not a curated record
CGCUUCUCAAUUGUGGGCGGACCGCUGCCGCUGCUUUGCUUUGCUGCUCAUUUGUGACAACUGCUCUUGCUGCACAACAGCGACAACAGCAGCGACGACGACGACGACCAUGACAAAGGCAACACGGAUGGACAAUGGCCACACCCUGGCCUGCUUCCCAGACGAAACUCUCUUGGACACACUGUCGAGGAUUCUGAACGAUGAAGAGGAUGGCCACAUCACGGGAUUUAAGAUUGUCGGUAAACUGUACCUACCUGGCGACUUGCAAAGGCCCGUGAGCAAGUUCCACGGAAGGAUGGUGGAGAUCACAACCAACCUCAAGGUGGUCACCAUUGAGAUCUCCAACGCGUGACAGCGAGCAAACGGCAGGUGUACGGAGGUGCUAGGUUGCUGCUGACUUAAUAUCCCGUGAACAUAAGUCCUCGUCGCAUCAAGAUGAAUAACAGGGCGCCAUAUGUCUGUCCUUUCUCUUCCCCCCUUCUUUUCUCUGUUUCUUCCUUUCCCUUCUUAUUCUUGAGCUGCUCUGCUUGGGCAGCGGGGGGAGGCAGCUGUGCCUGAAAUGGCCGCUGGUGUUACAGUGUGUGUGUGUGUGUGUGCAUGUGUGGCCGUGCACUUACAAUGAGUUGUGUAUGUGCACAUGCGCAUGCAACUUGAGCACUGUAGACUUGACUCAUCCCCACCCCCAACUGUAUUUCUUCGGCUGCCUUGUUGCACUUCACGCACUCCCUUUCCACGUUGUACUCUGCGUGUACAUGUCUUCUUGCGCUUGCUUCGUGUAGGUCCGUUGCUUCAAGUUGGUGUUGAUGUUGAUGAUGAUGAUGGAUGAUGGUGAUACCAUUGCAUGCGAUGAUUUGAUUACGACACAUGUACAUAUUCGUUGUGUUGGUUUCGCUUUGCCUUGUUUUCUCGUUUACCUGCUCCUCGCUUGCUUCCUUGUUACUUGUGUGCAAUGAACAACACAAACAUCAAAUUGCAUUGUCC